CACUGCGGGCGAGCGGCCAUUUUCUUGGCCGGGGAGCUGAAGCCGGAGAGGGAUCGGGCUGCGAAGGGCAGCGCUGCCGCUUCAGCUCCACGUAUAGACCCUCUCCGACUGAGCUUCUGCUUUUAAAUAAACAUAACAUUCAUUUUUAAAUAGAAGUAGGGGGGACGGGGACACUCUCCUUUGUGGGUUUUUCUCUGUGUGAGCGUGAAUCGGUCGUCCCGCUGCAAGCCGGCGGCGAGCGCGUCGUUGAGCGAUGGACGAGAAGGCGUUCACCAAGGAGCUGGACCAGUGGAUCGAACAGCUGAACGACUGCAAGCAACUGACCGAGAGCCAAGUGAAGACGCUGUGCGAGAAGGCUAAAGAAAUCUUGACAAAGGAAUCAAAUGUGCAGGAGGUCCGAUGUCCUGUUACCGUCUGCGGCGAUGUCCAUGGGCAAUUUCAUGAUCUGAUGGAACUUUUUAGAAUUGGAGGCAAAUCACCAGACACAAAUUAUCUUUUUAUGGGAGAUUAUGUUGACCGAGGUUAUUAUUCAGUUGAAACAGUCACACUCCUUGUAGCCCUUAAGGUACGUUAUCGUGAACGUAUCACAAUACUUAGAGGGAAUCAUGAAAGCAGACAAAUUACACAAGUGUAUGGCUUCUAUGAUGAAUGUUUAAGAAAAUAUGGAAAUGCCAAUGUGUGGAAAUAUUUUACUGAUCUCUUUGAUUACCUUCCGCUCACUGCCUUGGUAGAUGGUCAGAUCUUCUGUCUCCAUGGAGGCCUUUCUCCUUCCAUAGAUACACUGGAUCACAUCCGAGCACUAGAUCGCCUUCAGGAGGUUCCACAUGAGGGUCCAAUGUGCGAUUUGCUAUGGUCGGAUCCUGAUGACCGUGGGGGCUGGGGCAUAUCCCCCAGGGGUGCUGGUUACACCUUUGGUCAGGAUAUUUCUGAGACUUUUAACCAUGCAAAUGGCCUUACGUUGGUCUCACGAGCACAUCAACUGGUGAUGGAGGGUUACAACUGGUGCCACGAUCGCAACGUAGUGACAAUUUUCAGUGCUCCAAACUACUGUUAUCGUUGUGGGAAUCAAGCCGCAAUAAUGGAACUUGAUGACACCCUUAAAUAUUCUUUCCUACAGUUUGAUCCUGCGCCUCGCAGAGGUGAACCACAUGUGACUCGUCGCACCCCAGAUUAUUUCCUGUAAAAUCUUUUGUACAGUAUUGCCAUGAAUUAAACAUUGGCCUGACAGAAUUGGAAGAGCAACAGUAACUUCAAAUUAUAAGCGAGAAUCUCAAACAUUCAGAAAUCUGUCAUCAUGGACCAAAAGACGUGCCAUAAUAAAUACAACCCUCAGUCUGCAAACAUCUCAUUGUUCUACUUGAGCACCUGUUCAUCAAUGCAUGCUGAUGCGUGAAAGUUAUGGGUUGAGAACCAUGGUUUGAGCCUAGUUUGUAGUUACUUUUGCUUUUUCAGAGAUUGCAGAGAUAAAGAUGUAAACAUUAAAACCUGCACCUCGUGAUAAUUCAUUUAGCUAUAGCAUACCAAGCAUGACUUGUAGAUAAACAAUAGCAGUAAACAAUCAAUGGAGCUUAAAAGAACAUUUUAAAAUACAACAGCCUCUAUUUGUGUCAGUACUGAAAUCUUGUUUCAGGGAAUACUGUUUAAUUUAAUUUGUCUCUACUGUUUUCGAUGUAUUUUUCAUAAUGUCCAAUUCAAAUAAGUUGUAUGGAACAAAAUUUUCCUUUUAAAAAAUCAUGGCAGAUGUCUGCUAUGUCAUUUUCCAUAAAAUUAUGAACCAAGAAUUGAGAUAUUUCAGAUUUUAACUGUAUUGGGAUGAAAGACAUGAUACCUUUAUGUAAAAUGGUUACACUAAUAUUUUAGUUGUGUAUCAAAGGCUCCAGGUUAAAAUAAUAAAAGACUGAAAUUGCUCGUACAGGAUAUGUUUUUGCAUUUGAGAGGAACCAAAUGGCCAAUUUGCAUCUCCUUAGUUUCCCUAUGAAAUGUUAAUAGAAUUGAGGAAAAUGCAUAACAAGGCACAAGUAUCCAGCAAAAAGUUAGAUCAAAUCUCUCCUCAUUGACUAAUAUAAAUGCUUUUGCAUGUGCUGUAAUUAGUUUUGAAGCACCAAGACCGUAGUCAGUAUUACAUAGUUCCUCAUUUUCUAAAACCAAUCCUUCAGUUUUUCCUGGCAGUAAUUUAUAUGAAAAAAUAUUGUGCUGUCUUUCUGAUAUUCACAUAUUUAAAUUUAGCUAAAUCCUGCACCAUCCAAUUUCAACAAAAUACGUAAUCUAACUUCAAUUAAAAUGUUUCUGUUUUUGUAGCUAUGCUGUGUUUGGGUUUACUUUUUUCCGUUUGCUCUGUUGAUGAUCCAGUUGUUGGGACCAUUGAGGUGCCAUAUUGGUUUGGUACUGACUUGCAAAUUUAUAAAUGCUUGCCAUAACAUUUGAUUCAAUGUUUGUUUUGGUCUUUCUCUGGUCAUGGGUGCUCUUAUCUGUGAGAAUUCUGGCUUUAAAAAUAUAGUGAGCCAGAAGGGGGAGAAAAUACACAUUGCAUGAAAAGGUUUAAUGAAAAGGAAUAGGUGAGAGUUUGUGUUGAGUACUGGUUGGUCUUGAUUUAAUUCCUGAGCUGUAAAUCUGUAAAUAGCUGUUUUAUGAAGCCUAAAUCAGAAUCGAUUACCUAAUUCUAUUGCAUUUUAAUGGAAGUAGAAGCUUACAGCGUGGAAAAGUUGUUAUUAACCAUUCACACAGUGCUUGUUUGUUUACAUAUAUCUAUAAUCACAUAAAAAGUUUAGUUCCAUAUUAAUGCAUGAAGAAGGAGAGUUUCUAAGGAUUGUUUCAUCAAUUAAUCUAAGAGUAACAUGGAGGGAGGAAAAAAAUUGCAAAAGAAUCAUGUGAUUUUUGAUAAGAUUACUGGUAUAGCCACUUAAACUUGAAGAAAAGAAUCUGAGUUGAAAUAUUUUUCUUGUCUUGGUGUCCUUUGAAGUUGAGGUCCUUGAUUUCUUUACCAUUUGUCUAAACUUCAUGUAAUGACAACAGAACUUUUUUUUGUGUGUCAGUGAACUGAAGACACAAAAUUGUACCAGACCAAUAUGUUGAAUUUUAGCCUCAUUCUCUCCAGGAUAAUCAUGCGGGUGAUGUUUUAUCCACAUUAUCGCACUGCAAUGAGGGAACAGUUUGAACGUUCAGUGAAUACAAGAAUUGUAUAUCCAUUCUUACUGUUCAGGGGAGCAGCACUUACAUUUAUUGGAAAUAAAAUAAUUUGAUGUACAAAACUAGAACUUUUUAAGGGUGAACACUGGACAGAAAGUAAUGGGUCCCCAGAGUGGAUGAGGGGAGUUAUGAUCUUACAGAGCUCUGUGCAUUGUAUCCUAGAAUUAUGAACUUUGUUAACAUUAACUUUUUUAUGCAACUCUGGACAUGGCUGGUUUAGUUACUGUCACUGGUUGAAUGUAAACUUAAACCAUCCUUGUCGUUUGGUACAUUCUUCAGUUCUUGUAAGUGAAUGAUGUGCCUCUAAACUUGUGUUCUGGUAGCUUAGCCGACUCCAGUAGAGAUACAUUCCAGUUUUCACAUAUUUAUGUAUUAAAUUUAUUGUCUCCAUGUAAUCUUUAUAAAGAUGAAUUCAUAAAUAAUACCUUUUUUACUUGGAGUUGUGCGUUAUCAUUAGACAACAAAUUUUCAUAAGCUUUACCAGAAUGGCAAGUAUAAGUUAGUUGCUUUUCAAUAUGGUGGCCAUCCCUUUUACAGCAUUUGAUAGUGAUAAUUUACAGUUUUCAUUUUUGUGGGACUAUAUAUCUGAAAUUUGUUGAACCAAUAAAAAUAGACUAAAGUU
This is a messenger RNA of Mobula hypostoma (lesser devil ray), 3808 nucleotides long. Its product is annotated as serine/threonine-protein phosphatase 2A catalytic subunit alpha isoform. NCBI's taxonomy places the organism in Eukaryota, Metazoa, Chordata, Chondrichthyes, Myliobatiformes, Myliobatidae. Gene Ontology annotation, cellular component: cytosol. The record is from RefSeq and is a predicted model, not a curated record. The transcript is spliced from 7 exons. Bases 254 to 1183 code for a protein of 309 amino acids. Gene Ontology annotation, biological process: mitotic cell cycle. Gene Ontology annotation, molecular function: protein serine/threonine phosphatase activity.